Molecule: messenger RNA, 1667 nt
Organism: Populus nigra (black poplar)
Lineage: Eukaryota; Viridiplantae; Streptophyta; Magnoliopsida; Malpighiales; Salicaceae
Product: UDP-glycosyltransferase 88A1-like
Exons: 1
Coding region: 70-1518 (482 amino acids)
Molecular function (GO): UDP-glycosyltransferase activity
Source: RefSeq, a predicted model, not a curated record
CCCUCCUUGUCUAUAAAAGUCUACAGAGAAACACAGAGGAAACACGGCAGGGAGCUGAGCUAGACAGCCAUGGACGAGGCAGUCGUUCUCUACCCAUCACCAACAAUCGGGCACUUGAUAUCUUUGGUGGAGCUAGGCAAACGCUUGCUCACCCACCAACCCUCCCUCUCCAUUCACAUACUCAUGCCCACAGAACCAUACAGUGCUGGCAAAAUGGAUACUUACGUAUCCUCCAUCUCUGGCACCUUUCCUUCCAUCAAAUUCCACCAUCUUCCCACUGUCAUCCUCUCUACCACCUCCGCAACCCACCACGAAACCUUCAUUUUUGAGGCCCUCCGUUUGAGUAAACCUUUUGUGCACGAACAACUCCUCUCCAUCUCCAAAAACUAUACCAUUUGUGGAAUUAUUAUAGACUUCCUUGCCACUUCUGCUCUCUCUUUGGCUACAGAAGAACUCAACAUCCCUGCUUAUAUUUACAUCACUUCUUGUGCUUCAUUUCUUGCUUCUUAUCUUUAUCUCCCUACCCUUCAUCAAAAGACUGCCAAAAGUUUCAGAGAUAUAAAAGAGUUCCAUGAUAUUCCAGGUUUGCCACCAAUCCAUGGCACUGACAUGGUCAUGCCAUUUCUUGAUCGUGAAGAUGAUGCCUACAUAAACUUUCUUGAUUUUGCCAUUCAAACACCAGAAGCCAAAGGAAUUAUCAUAAACACUUUUGAACUUUUGGAGUCCAAAGUUAUCAAGACAAUAUCAGAUGGACUCUGUGUGCCUAAUAAUCGCACACCGCCACUUUUCUGUGUCGGUCCAUUGAUUCUAGCUGAAGGGCAAAGAGCAGGAGGUGGAAGCAAGAGUAGUUCUGAUGAUGCUGUGCCUGAUGAGUGUAUAACUUGGCUUGAUUCCCAACCAAGCCAAAGUGUUGUGUUUCUUUGUUUUGGUAGCCUGGGGCUGUUAACCAAGGAGCAAUUAAGGGAGAUAGCUAUUGGGUUGGAAAAAAGUGGCCAAAGGUUCUUGUGGGUGGUUCGUAAUCCACCUGCCAAUGAUCUUAGUGUAGCCAUCAAAGCACAGAGAGAUCCUGAUUUGGAUUCUUUGUUUCCUGAUGGUUUCUUGGAACGCACCAAAGAGAGGGGACUAGUGGUGAAGUUAUGGGCACCUCAAGUAAAAAUUUUGAAUCACAGUUCAAUAGGUGGAUUUGUGACUCAUUGUGGGUGGAAUUCUACACUUGAAGCAGUGUGUGCUGGUGUGCCAAUGGUGGCUUGGCCAUUGUAUGCAGAGCAAAGGCUGAAUAGGGUAGUGUUAGUAGAGGAAAUGAAGCUUGCUUUGUCAAUGAAUGAGUCUGAAGAUGGAUUUGUGAGCGCAGAUGAGGUGGAGACGAAGGUUAGAGGAUUGAUGGAGUCUGAGGAAGGUGAACUGAUUAGGGAGAGAGCUAUUGCUAUGAAGAAUGCAGCCAAGGCUGCAAUGGAUGAAGGUGGUUCUUCGUAUACAGCCUUUUCCAAGCUCAUUGAAUCAUGGAAGCAUGGAAAAUAAAAUUUAAUUAGAACUGAUACAAUAUAUCAGCUGUCAUGACCAUCUAGUUGCUGUAUUGGUUUUCUGGUUUUGCUUGUAGUAUCAUCACUUGUUAUGGUGCUGUUUUGCUUAGCUUUAUUGCUUAAUGAAUAAAAGAAGAAUGUUUACCA